This is a messenger RNA of Mus caroli (Ryukyu mouse), 1315 nucleotides long. The record is from RefSeq and is a predicted model, not a curated record. NCBI's taxonomy places the organism in Eukaryota, Metazoa, Chordata, Mammalia, Rodentia, Muridae.
AUGAUUCUCCUUUGUCAGGAACAGCUGCAGAAAGCCGGCCUAUGGCUCCCAGCUUUGUCCUCCCCGGACACAGAGAGGCGUUUCCUGCGUCAUCCUUGCAGUCUGUCUCAGAGCCUCUCCUCCGCCCUCAGUGCACACUCCUGCUUCAGGACCGGCGAGGAGAUCGGGGAUGGGCGCAGGGAGAAGUGGGUUGGGGAUGGCACCAGACUGCACAGCAGGGAAAUAGGAUGCUGCCACAUCAACGUCCUACCUCUGCUGGGUUUCUGCACUGGAAGACAGUCCCACAGCCUCAUCUACCCCUACAUGGCAAACAGCUCUCUGCAUGACAGACUCUGGGCUCAGGGCAACUUAGACAUGCUGCCCUGGCCACAGUGAGCCAGCAUCUGCUCAGGGCUGCUUCUAGCUGUGGAGCACCUGCAUAGCCUCGACAUCAUCCACAGCAAUGUUAAGAGUGCCAACGUCUUGCUGGACCAGCAUCUUAACCCCAAGCUGGCUCAUCCAGUGGCUCAUCCUCGUCCCAACAAUAAAAAGACCAAAUAUACCGUCAUGAAGACUCACCUGGUCCAGGCCUCAGCUGCAUAUCUGCCGGAAAACUUCAUCAGAGUGGGGCAGCUGACCAAGCAGGUGGACAUCUUCAGCUGUGGAAUUGUAUUGGCUGAGGUCCUCACCGGCGUCCCUGCGAGGGACAAGGACCGCAGUCCAGUUCACCUGAAGGAUUUGCUUCUCAGUGAGAUUCCCAGCAGUACUUCCUCAGUCUGCUCCAGGAAGACCGGCAUGGGGAAGGCAGUGGUGAAAGAGAUCGGCCAGAGGCAUGUGGAGAGGAAGGCAGGGCUGCUGCCUGAGGCCUGUGAGGAAGCCUGGGCCACCGCUGUGAGUGUCUGCCUGCGGAGGCGCAAUGCCAGCGUGAAGGAGGCACGAGUCUCCCUGGCCAGGGUGGAGGAGCGGCUCCGAAGGCAGCUGUCCCUUCCUUGGAGCAGGGUUUCUGAGGCCACGGGCUCACCUUCCAAUACCCCGGAGGAAACAGAUGAUGUUGACAAUUCCAGCCUCAGUGUCCCCUCUUUGGUUAUGAUGGCAUCAUGCCCAGUGGCUGCCUCCUCUCCACUCUCCACGGGAUAUGGAGCAGCACAGCCAUCCACCAGUGGGAGACAGGAGGCCGACUCCUCGUCAGAGGCUUGCACAGGCCCACAGACACCCCAGGACGCUACAGAGACUUCAUGGAAAAUUGAGAUCAAUGAAGCCAAAAGGAAACUGAUGGAGAACAUCCUACUCUACAAAGAAGAGAGACUGGACAGCAGCGAGCUCUUUGGACCCUGAU